Messenger RNA from Dermacentor andersoni, 519 nucleotides. NCBI's taxonomy places the organism in Eukaryota, Metazoa, Arthropoda, Arachnida, Ixodida, Ixodidae. The record is from RefSeq and is a predicted model, not a curated record.
UGAAGGCAAUCGGUCCAGGACCCAUUUUUUCCGCUUUCGCCGCAGCCGCAAGUUUCGUUUUUGACGUCAUAACCCGUUCAAUGUCAACAUGGCGGCCAGCAUGUCUGAGCGACCGAUCUUCUCCGUAGAAAUGCUCAUCGACGCAAUUAAGCAGCACCCCAUACUAUACGACAAACGGCACUUGAACUUCAAAGACAUUGCCUACAAAGAGCAGCUAUGGGACAAGAUCGGGAAAGAAAUGGGAGUGAGUGGUUCGCUGUGUCAAAAAAAGUUUAAGAACCUGAAGGACACAUUUGCAAAGAUUCGAAACCAAAUUCGAACAAGCAUGAAGAGCGGAGCCGGCGCCGCAGACGUCGCCACUAUAAAGUGGAAACACUUUCUGUCAAUGCAAGCAAUAAUGGAGCCAAUUUCAGAAGAGCCAAUGUGAGUGGAGCAAUUUUCCAAAAUCUACACGAGCAUUUGUAUCCUUGCUUGUUGUAUGUUAUCCAUGCAAAAACCCAGGAGGGAACAAAACCUACA